CGUUCGACUUCAAAGCCUAUCUGAAUACUUACCAGACUCUUUCUCUCUCAUCAUCGAAUCUAGUUCAUAUCAGAAUCUGCAAUCAUGCCGAAAGAGUUCAAAGACUCCACAAUGUGGCCGGAGCUCCACGAAGCGGUUUCGGGCGAGAUCGAAGAGUACAACCUCUACUACGCCUUUCAACACAAGAACCGUGACGCGCGAUGUAUUGACGACUGGGACACCAACAUCAUGGGCCGCUUUGGAUGUCCCAACGAGGCGUGCCGCUCAACAGGAUGGAGUAGCAAGAAGAUCGCCACCACCAUCCGUCACUAUCCCAACAACAGACACAACGCCAAAGUCUGGUAUCAGCGCUGCAAGAGAUGCGACACCAAGGGCGUCAUCACUCUUAACGUCGAAAGCUACGUCGAACGAGUCGUCUAUUGGCUCAAGAGAUGGAAUGAUAUUCCCACGGAGAAACACUAUCAUUCGGGCGCAAGCAAGGGCCCUCAUCUGCGAAAGUACUGUGAGGGAUGCAAAGCGGGUCGUUGUGCUGCAGCUGAUGCUGAGGACCUCGCGAACUUGAUGAGUUCUCUCAAGUGGGACUGAUCGUGACACAAACGACAGCGAUUCAUUGCUGUCCCAGGAGAUAGCCAACUGUGGAACGUAUGGCUAACGGGCUGACCUAUUAUGUCUGUUGACUUGAACAAUCACAACAGACCGAUGUUGCCGCUCGUGAUUGAUGGGCGUUUCACAUCGCGUUGGUGUAAGCUGGAGGUAAACCGGAAAUCAUGUUGGCAAUCGUCAAACACGUCAACGAUCUCAUCCGUAGCAGAGCCGUAUGAUUAUGAUUUGAG
Dissoconium aciculare CBS 342.82 is the source of this 833-nucleotide messenger RNA. RefSeq lists its product as uncharacterized. Lineage: Eukaryota; Fungi; Ascomycota; Dothideomycetes; Mycosphaerellales; Dissoconiaceae. The transcript has a single exon. The record is from RefSeq and is a predicted model, not a curated record. The coding region runs from base 85 to 585 and encodes 166 amino acids.